Messenger RNA from Mangifera indica (mango), 732 nucleotides. Its product is annotated as pectinesterase inhibitor 4-like. The transcript has a single exon. Bases 64 to 573 code for a protein of 169 amino acids. NCBI's taxonomy places the organism in Eukaryota, Viridiplantae, Streptophyta, Magnoliopsida, Sapindales, Anacardiaceae. The record is from RefSeq and is a predicted model, not a curated record. Gene Ontology annotation, biological process: negative regulation of catalytic activity. Gene Ontology annotation, molecular function: enzyme inhibitor activity.
UCUACAAACUCUCAUCAAACCAAAGCAACAUCGCACGGCUUAAUUUCUGAUACAGCAAGAGGGAUGGAGGCAAAAAUUUGCUCAAAUUUUCAGCCCUUAAAUUCAAAGUAUGUCCUUUCUUUCCUCUUCACCUUCUUUUUCUUGACAGCCAUGGCAUACAAUACAGUACAAAAUGAUCCUGUGGAGCUCUGCAAAACUUCCUUAUCCAAAACCCUAAAAACGGCAAGUAGCACUUCUGCCUUGGUGAAGAAGAUAGCGAAAAGUGGAGGGCUGAUUUCUGCAGAGAAGGGAAUUGUCAACGAUUGCGUCGAACUUAUUGGCGACAGCGUCGAUCAGCUGAAGAAUUCUUUAAAUGAAAUGGAUCGUCUAAAAACGGGGCCGUAUCGAAGUUUUCAAAUAGAUAGCAUCAAAACUUGGGUUAGCGCUGCCAUAACUGAUGGGACUACAUGCACAGAUGAACUUGAAGAAGGCAAAGUGAGAGAAUCUCUGAAGAACAAGAUCGAAGAAAGCGUCAAGAAUCUUACUGGGCAAAUAAUAAACUCUUUGGCUCUUAUCAACAGUAAUCUUCACUGAAUUUCAGGGCCAGUCCAAACUAGAAGUUUAUGAAAUUAUCUUAAAAAAUUUCUUUUGUAGACGUGUGUUAUCUCUAUGUGUGUCAAUAUCUUACUACACACAAUAUCUAUUAUCCAAUAACAUAUAUAUUAUAAAAUGCAUUGAAUUAAUACAAUAAAA